Styela clava is the source of this 3048-nucleotide messenger RNA. The record is from RefSeq and is a predicted model, not a curated record. NCBI's taxonomy places the organism in Eukaryota, Metazoa, Chordata, Ascidiacea, Stolidobranchia, Styelidae.
AUAAAGUCGCGUAGAGGCCGGGUCUCAGCAUUUACGUCCACAGUGUGUCGGACUGGCGCUUAAAUGCCAGGUCCAGAUAUAACUAUCCCAGCCGACACAGAUGGUAGGACAUAUGCUGGGAAUAGAGACCCGCCCGGCCAAGCUAGUUUUUACAUACCAUCAGGUGACACAUGGAAGGAAGCAUACCGAACAUCAACCUACGCAAGGUUUCCCGAAUCUCCAGUCUUUUCAAUCCACCUAUCAGCCUCUGGAUUUUAUUAUACUGGAUUUAAAGAUAGAGUGAAAUGCUUCAGCUGUGGACUUUGUGUAGAGAACUGGAUAAUUGGGGACGAUCCAAGAGAGAAGAUAUGGCACAAGAGUGAUUGUGAAUUUGCCAAUGGUGCAGACACACGAAAUAUUCCGUUGCCAAAUCUUUUUUCACAUUUUCGUUCGAUUUCACCAAGAAGAAAUGUAUCUCCGAGUCCAGCUGGUCCGCGUUCGUCAAAUGCCAAUCCACACGGUCAAGUAAACCACACUCCAAAUCACAGCACGCCAAAUGUUUGCAACCAAUCGAGCGAAGUUCAGAUAAGUACCCAGGAAACAAGGCACCAACUUUACCCCUGUACAUCUCCCGUUAACCCCCACAUGACUUCAGUUGUCAGUCGUUUAGAAUCUUUCAAACCUCGCAAUGGAAUUCGAUGGCCGUCAGAACGUUUGAGAGCUACAAUUGAUCAACUAGUUAAUGCAGGAUUUUUUUAUCUCGGCGAACGAGAUCGUGUAAAGUGUUGGUAUUGCAAUGGUGGACUUCAAAAUUGGGAUUAUGACGACGAGCCAUUUGAAGAACAUGCAAAAUGGUUUCCAAGUUGUGAGUACGUCUUGCGAAUUAAAGGGCCAGCCUUUGUUCGAGAUGUCGUUGCACGAUUUCCGGAUAUUGAUCGACCGGCACCAAUAACGUUCACCAGACCGCAGCAACAAAACGAAGCGGUGGAUAUUCCUCCUCCUUUUACAACGCCGUCUAGGGGUAAUGGAUCAUCCCCAAGCGGGGUAGCUGAUGCUGUGGAGCACGCAAUGCAAAGCCUGCAAUAUGUGAAACAAGCACGGGAAAUUGGGUUUGCGGAAAAUCUAAUCAAGGAUGUACUGACUAGGAAAUACCAAUCGAAUGGCCAAUUUUUCACAAACCAGGAAGAGUUCAUGGAUGCGUUGAUCACAUAUCAAACCGACACAGAUGGUAGGACAUAUGCUGGGAAUAGAGACCCGCCCGGCCAAGCUAGUUUUUACAUACCAUCAGGUGACACAUGGAAGGAAGCAUACCGAACAUCAACCUACGCAAGGUUUCCCGAAUCUCCAGUCUUUCCAAUCCACCUAUCAGCCUCUGGAUUUUAUUAUACUGGAUUUAAAGAUAGAGUGAAAUGCUUCAGCUGUGGACUUUGUGUAGAGAACUGGAUAAUUGGGGACGAUCCAAGAGAGAAGAUAUGGCACAAGAGUGAUUGUGAAUUUGCCAAUGGUGCAGACACACGAAAUAUUCCGUUGCCAAAUCUUUUUUCACAUUUUCGUUCGAUUUCACCAAGAAGAAAUGUAUCUCCGAGUCCAGCUGGUCCGCGUUCGUCAAAUGCCAAUCCACACGGUCAAGUAAACCACACUCCAAAUCACAGCACGCCAAAUGUUUGCAACCAAUCGAGCGAAGUUCAGAUAAGUACCCAGGAAACAAGGCACCAACUUUACCCCUGUACAUCUCCCGUUAACCCCCACAUGACUUCAGUUGUCAGUCGUUUAGAAUCUUUCAAACCUCGCAAUGGAAUUCGAUGGCCGUCAGAACGUUUGAGAGCUACAAUUGAUCAACUAGUUAAUGCAGGAUUUUUUUAUCUCGGCGAACGAGAUCGUGUAAAGUGUUGGUAUUGCAAUGGUGGACUUCAAAAUUGGGAUUAUGACGACGAGCCAUUUGAAGAACAUGCAAAAUGGUUUCCAAGUUGUGAGUACGUCUUGCGAAUUAAAGGGCCAGCCUUUGUUCGAGAUGUCGUUGCACGAUUUCCGGAUAUUGAUCGACCGGCACCAAUAACGUUCACCAGACCGCAGCAACAAAACGAAGCGGUGGAUAUUCCUCCUCCUUUUACAACGCCGUCUAGUGGUAAUGGAUCAUCCCCAAGCGGGGUAGCUGAUGCUGUGGAGCACGCAAUGCAAAGCCUGCAAUAUGUGAAACAAGCACGGGAAAUUGGGUUUGCGGAAAAUCUAAUCAAGGAUGUACUGACUAGGAAAUACCAAUCGAAUGGCCAAUUUUUCACAAACCAGGAAGAGUUCAUGGAUGCGUUGAUCACAUAUCAAAGUGAUACUAAUGUUUUACCCACAGCGCCGGCAUUGAACGAAAAUACAUCAUUACCUUCUAACGAACAAACGAGCGAGACCAGCAACAACACUUUCUCCGAACUUCGAAAGCUGGAGGAGGCUAGAUUAUGCAAAAUUUGUAGGCGAGAGCCAUCCAGUGUGGUAAUCAUUCCAUGUGGGCAUCUUUCGGUGUGUAAUAACUGCGUUGGGGGGUUGAGAAAAUGUCCCAUCUGUAGUCGAGCCGUGCAAGAUACAAUAAAAACAUUUAGAGCUUAAAUUGGUAUUAUAAUCAACAUUUUAUCUUAUCAUUAUCUGUUAUUCGUAAUUUUUAUUUUAUUUUUCAUUUGAAACAAAUAACUCUAGCUUAAAUUUCUUUAUUAUUGUACCAAUUUUGUGUAUUUAACAUAUUUAUCAGUAAUAAUAUUUUAGCUAAAGUGUUGGCUAUGUUUGUUGAUCAAUUAUAAAAAAAUUGUGUAUUUUGUGGGUUAUUUUUAGUUUCAUGUGCAAAUAGGUAAUUAAAGUUUAUCCAAUAUUGUUAGACGAAAUUCAAGAUCAUGAAAGACUUUUUUGAUUCUUAAUUUUUUUUUUUUUAUGUGUGUCAUUGUAUGUUGUUUUGUUUUUAUUUACAUAUUCUUUUAUUUCUGUCCAUUUCGGAAAGUUUAUUAUUUCUGUGUUUGCAAUCCCUUUCUCCGGACAGAUUUCAUUUUCGUUUUCACUAUUCAUAUAAUAUAUUCACUAUAUUUCUUUAUA